AGCAGUCAUGGCUGUCUGGGGGGGUUCCCGGGUAGACGCAGUUGCUGCAAGUUAAGUCUAUGUUAGGCAUUCAUUCUGGAUUUAAACCUUUCCUUCUCUGCUGUUAGACAAAAAUCGGGAAAGGAAUCAAAUCAAAAUAAUAAUAACCUCAGCUCCGAGUCGAAGUGCGUGUUGCUGGGCCCGAAGUUGGCGUUUUUCUCUAUUAAAUGUGCUUCUUUUCUGUUCUGGAAGGUUCUACAGUCUGUGGAUGCAAGUUACAGACUAUUGGAAUUGUAGGAAUGGGGAAAUACACUGUUUGAACUUCAAAUCUGCAGCUAUCCACAAAUCAAAACAGCUAAUGUUGCUAAAAAUGAGAUAGCAGUAAACUUUAGAACUGCACAUUUGGUUUGUUUGGCUAAAGCAACCAUAUGAGAGGUUGUGUGCCUCGAAUUCUGCGGGAUGUUUGGGGACAUGUUUGAAGAAGAGGAAGAUGUUGGAUUUGUGUCUGAGAACAAAACUAUGAACGGGUGGAAAUCUAGGAAAAAGGACACUGAACCACCACCACACCGUGCAGCCAGUAACCUCAGUGGAAUCAAAAACCAGGGGGGCACCUGCUACCUCAACUCACUGCUUCAGACCUUGCUGUAUACACCUGAAUUCCGAGAAUCAUUGUUUGCCCUGGGACCUGAGGAACUGGGAAAUUUAUCAGACAAAAACAAACCCGAAUCGAAGGUUCGAGUUAUCCCUUUGGAGCUGCAGAGACUUUUUGCUCAGCUAUUGCUUGCAGAUCAGCUGGCUGCAUCUACAUCUGACCUAACUGAUAGCUUUGGCUGGACAAGCAAUGAGGAGACUAGUCAGCAUGACGUACAAGAACUAAACCGAAUUCUCUUCAGUGCACUGGAGAGCUCUUUAGUUGGAACUUCCGGGCAUGACCUCAUUAACAGACUAUACCAUGGAAUAGUUGUUAACAAGAUCGUCUGUGAGGAGUGUGGCAACAUUAGCGAAAGACAGGAGGACUUCCUGGACUUGACUGUAGCUGUGAAAGGUGUCCGUGGACUGGAAGAAGCUUUGUGUACCUUCUAUGUUGAAGAAGAACAUUUUGAUAAUGAUAAUCUCUACCACUGUGGAAGGUGUGAGAAAUUGGUUAAAGCAACUAAGUCAGCGAAGCUACGGCAUCUCCCCACAUUCCUCACCAUUUCUUUACUGCGUUUCAACUUUGAUUUUACCAAGUGUGAACGUUACAAGGAAACAGGUUGUUACUCCUUUCCGAUCAGGCUGGAUAUGCGGCCCUUCUGUGAGCAGGAUAAUCUCCCAGAUUCUGAAUACGAGUAUGAUCUCUUUUCUGUAAUCAUCCACAAAGGAGGUUGUUACGGAGGGCAUUACCAUGCAUACAUCAAAGAUAUUGAUCAACUGGGCACUUGGUUCUCUCUAGAUGAGCAGACGGCGGUAGUCAACUCAUCAAAAGAUUCAACAAAUCAAGACAACUUGCUGAAAUUGGGGGAUCCUGUAGAAGUCUUGAAAGCUAUUUUAGUGCAGGUGGGCCCUGAUGGUGUACUGGUAGAUCAACUGGGUCAAAAAUUGCUGGAGAAAGUUGGUGUUGCAUGGAACAAAAGAUACCGCAAGCAACAUGGACCUUUAAGGAAGUUUUUGGAGAGUCACCCUGAUGUGUUUCUGCUCAAAGCGGAUGGAACACGAGUUGCUGUAAAACAGACUGACCAUGACUUUUCAGGGCAACAGCCCAACAAAUCCAAAAUCGAGAAAGCACAGACAGAAAAUUGCAAAGCCAGCACUGCGCAUGCUGACAAGACAGAAAGACACUCCAAGAUACCUACUUCUGAAGUAUACUGGUUUGAUUUUGAUGAUACCCAAGUGCGGCCUAUCCAAGAGAAAGACAUUGAGAAGCAAUUUGAGGGCAAGGAGUGUGCCUACAUGCUGUUUUAUAGAAAAUCUCAACUACAGCGACCAGCAGAGGCUCGAGGAAACUCAAGGUACAAAGUACCUCCUGACUUGCUGGAAGAGAUAGCCAACCUGGAUGCCAGCCUUCAAAAACAAAGGGCAGAGUUUGAUUCUGCAACCAAUAACAUUGAAGUCCAUCUUCACCUGGGUCCUGAGUAUAAAUUUGAAAACGGCGCCCUACACCCAGCUUCUUCCCAGAAGGACAGCAUGCUGACGAUAAUCAUUGAUAGGAGGAAAACGGUUGGUGAUCUCAGACAGGCUAUUUUCCAGCUGCUGGAAUUUUGGAAGGGUGAUAUGGUGAUCACUGUCGCCAAGCAGUUGCCUGCUGGUCUUCACCUUUACGAGACCUUCCAUGAGGACCACACCUCUUUAUACAGUCUGGGCAUCACGGAUGGAGCCAUUCUCUUUGUAUGGAACGGUAACCAGGUUGAUGGAGUGGAGAUGCACGCUGGCGAGGAGUUUGAACCCAUGCUGCUUAAAAUAUUGUGUCCUACACUGAGGAGCAAAUCAGAAACCGAGAUGGUGCAGUUCAUCGAGAUGGAAAGGGUGUUCACACGAAACACAUUGCUGUCUUCUGCACGAGACAUUCUAGCUCUGUCAACAGGGAUUUCUCCAGAUGAGCUGACAGUUUAUUACAAGAAGAAUUUGGAGAAUAAAGGGUCCACAAAUUGGGUUGCGUAUGAUGCUGAGGAUGGGCACAAGAGCCUUGCAGAUCUAAGGCUGAAGGAUGGUGACACUAUAUUAGUAUCAGACCAGAAGUGCUGUAACCUGAGUGUUCUUUCAUCGAAUGGUAUGCCAAUAACUGUAGCUGACCGCAGCUGGCUGCAGGUCAAGAAUUACUGUGGUGAGAAAUUGUCGCAGACUGCAGGAACAACGGUGACCAUUCCAGUCACCAUGGAGACUUUGAUUUCGGAAAUCAAAGCGAAUGCCAUUGAGAAGCUGAAGUUGAAAGACGAACAAGUAGAUGGAACCUGUUUGAGACCAAUUGACAGAACUGGAAAACUACUCCCUCCAGUCUGUGAAGAUUUGACUGUGAAGGGCAUUGGACUGAAAACAGGAAGCAGUUUAGCACUUUUUCCUGGCCACACUCCAAAAGGUACACAGCUGUUCUUGUACUUUUGUGUUGGGGACAAUCUUCAUAUGAGUCCUGAAAUGGAAAUUGUGGUAGAACAGAGCAUCUCGGUCCGAGAGUGCUUGAAGCUGAUGUUGGAGAAAGCCGCAUUAACAGGGGAGUAUUGGCACUUGAGGAAAACUGAUUGGUGCUAUGAUGCUGGGGAGGUUUUGAAAGACGAAGAAGCCACAUUGACAGACAUGAAGAUAACAAAUGGAGAGACACUGAUCAUCAUGGAGGGAAGGCUUCCACCAAAGGGAUUCCUGAUGUUACCUGUCUGGCUGUACCAGCCUCCACUGAACUCUGAAAAUAGAGGGUGCUUUCAAGAAGAGCAGGAAAACAUUGCAACUAAACUCUGUGCUUUAAGUAUCGAGUCAACUGCCAGAGAUUUUUCAUUGCAGCAGUAUAUGGGGACUGAACUGGAGUGCAUUGGCAAUGUUGAGAUAUCUGGGGAAGCUAGUCUAGAGGACUUAAAAACUCAGGUUUUGACCUUGCCUGUGCUGCAGGGUCUCUCUGUUCCUUCAAUUGAGUUCCUCAGAGUCUGGCUGGUGGAGAAUAAAUGUCCUGUCAAAAUCCUACGGAACCAGCAGCAACAGCUCAGCAAAUUUAAACUGGGGCCUACUGCAGAGAUUGGAAUUCAACUACUGCAAGCAGAAGAAAAUCUAACGUCUACUGAGUUGCUGUUGCGGCUGAAGAUGGCAGUGCCUGGUGAAAGGAUGUAUUACCCAGCUGAAGAGUUGGUUUGGGACAUAUCCAAGGAAUGCACAAUUCGCACCCUUAAACAAAAAAUCAUACAGCACUAUUUGUUGCCACUGGAACAGAUUGAAAUUGCCAAAUAUUUUCCAGAUCAGUUUGAGUGGAUGCCUAUGACCAGCUGGACACAAGUUUCAAAGAAGAAGAAGAAAAAGAAACUGCAGAACCUUCAGGGAGCGCCUUAUUAUCUCAAAGAUGGAGAUAUUAUUGGUGUUAAGAACCUACUAAUCGACAAAAAUAAGGACUUCAGCACUGUAGUUGAUGACAUCGGGAAGGAGAAACUCAGACUGGAAGGCAAUAAUAAAGACAAACGUCAUCAAGCUACUGUCCAGCAGAGUGGAGAUGCCCCAGAAAGUCACGAGAAACAAAAACCUUAUACUCGUACCCGCAGACCAGAGGUGGCCUUAUCGAUCAGUGUAGCAGACUUCAGAUAACAGCUAUGGAAUCUGGAUGAGGGUACCUAAAAGAGCGGAUGAGCUCUUGCAGUGACUGUCAGAAGUGCAGAGCUGAGUAGGAGUAAUGAAUGAACAGAGAGAUUCAUCACCUACUAAAUAUGCAGGAGUGAAGGUAGCUGGUGGUCUAAGUUAUAGAAUUAUGUUUGAGGAUUAAUCAGCAAGGGCUGUCAAAUUCUUCACUCCAGUUUGGUGUGCCGUGAUGAGGUUUCCUUCUGUCUCAAACUGGGAGGAGAAACCUGACAACGCAUUAUCAAAACUAAGAGAAGAAUUUUCUCCAGAGGGUCUUUGAUUUUUGUUUUGUCAAUAACUGCCUAAAUCAAUAUUUUAAAAGAAAUUGAUUUUCUUCUUGCAAGUAUUCAGAACUAAUUUUUUUUUUAAAAUACCUAUGCAAUAAAUGGGAAUCCAUUCCCAAGAAAUAAUUCAAAGCUUCUGACACACCAGCAAUUGGUGCUUGUUUACAUUAAGGAAAUCCAGUGUUGCAGCUGUCAAUGCUUUAUGUAAUGUUCUGCUAAUAUGCUUUUGUGAAAAUAUCACUCUCAGUUCAGGGGUGAUUGAUAUGUUGAUUGGACCAUAAAAUCCAGUGUAGAUCUCACACCAAUGUGGAGGCUGUUAUCACAUAGAAAGCUGGUUGGUUGUGACAUGAAGGAUACUGGACAGGUGUAACAGUAUCACAGUUAGUGGAUUUUAUGGUCUGACUUUCAGUGAGAACCUGACUUGUUGGCAAGGACUGUGUCCCUCACAUGAACAAUUUGUAACCUCAGGAGUUCCCAGGUCAGAGAGAACUUGGCUUUUUAACAUUGAUGCAAAAAUGGUGUAAACUGAGGUAGAGUCAGAAUGCAUACUUCUAUGGAAGGGAGCAAAAAUGUUUAUGUAUGAGCCUGUGUUGCCAGUGGGGUACUAUCUCCUUUGGAGUUUUUGUUUCCUAACUUUAAUUGUCACAAUGACGAGAAAACUGCUUAUUUUGGACUAGUUGCUUUGCCAGUUACUCUGGGCUAUCCGAUGCCUUAAUUAAAAGACACUUUUUAAUCUUUCGGGUGGACUAACUAUAGAGCAGUCAAAUGUAGUUUCUACAUGACUAAUAGGACAGACAGACCAAUUCCCUUUUGCUAAGUUAAUAUCAUAAAAGACUUUCCACUUUGUUCAGUUUCUGGUUAUUCUGGUGGUGUAAGUAUGAUCAAGUACCCAGUCCUUGGUGUGCUCCUGAUACUCAAUGGCACAGGAAUGAGGAGACAAUUAGAUUUUAAAAAAUGUAAGCAGUUAACUGACCCCAUCUAACAGAAUACCAUUGUUUAUUGCUAAUCGAGUAUGACAAACGGGUGCAGAGCCUCUUUGCACAAGAGGUUGAGUCUUAUGAUGUAUUGAUCUGCACUGGGCUUCUCAGGAGAUUGAGGCAAUUGAAAGUAGAGGACAACAAUUAGAAAAUCACUCUGCAAUAUUGUAAAAUAUUCUUGUGAAAUUUGUAAAUGCUACAGAGAAAUCUGCAAAUUUUUCUGUCAAAAAUGAUUAGAAACUCAUUAGAAUUAUAUUUCUCCUCGAAACGCAAGGUUGUAAAAUGUCGCCUCUAAAAUGUGGUUGAAUUCCAGUUACCAGUGCCUGAGUGAAGAAUUUCAGCAUAAAUUGUGGAACUGUUGUAAAUGCUAAACUGAAUAUGAUGUUGGCACGCAAUCGUUUUCUUUACUGUGCAGGAUGUGGAUGUGUCUUAGAGAUUUUACAUGUGCUGUGACAUAAUAUGGUAACCUAUGCAGUAUAUGUGUUCCUUGUUAUUGCCCAAAUUGUUAGAAACAAAACAAAUAAUAUCAAAUUGAACCAAAAAGCCUUCAGGUCUGCACACAGCAAGUAAUGUGCAUCAUUAAGCCAGAAGGAAGCAGAUGGUUUCAUUGUGGCGAGAAAGGGUGAGAAGCAGCAUAGGAGGAUUUGAAAGCCAGUUCUCCUGAGAUGUAUAGAAAACAUUGCUUUUAUUUUUCAAGCAGUCUGUUACUAGCCCUGUGCAAUGGUUUGGUUUAGAAGAACUGGAUUAUUUCACGUGAGUUAGUGUGGUCAAGGAGGACCAUAGGUGACCAGGUGGCUUUUAGGCUGAUAACCAUUAACUUGAUAUUUCUUUCAGUAACAAUGGACCAGAUAUAUGCAGAGUCCUUAAAUACUUUUUCUUUAAAAAAAUGAUCAGUUCAGCUGUUUAUCUUAUUAGUAACUGUUGUAGCUCUAAUUUGUUGCAGUUUUUAAAAUCUAUUGUAGCCCUCUUGGGGCUCGUUAUCCCUUCUAAAACAGUUGUCCUAAAUUAGUGCCUUGUCCUGUACUUAUUUAUGCCAGUAGAUGCCACGUAAAACUAGACUGUUGGUGUAUGUUGUAAAAUGCCAUUUUUCACUGUUUGUUUGGAUGUAAAGUUAUCCGUAUGUUGAUCGCAAAUUCCUCUUCCAAAUGGCCCACCUCAUUAACCUUUAUCUCCAUAAAACAAGUUUCAGCUUCAGCCUCACAUCAUGCAGUGAUUCUGGGGUAGAUUUACCUGUGCACUGGAAAUGAUUUAUUUUAUUUUCAAAUUAGGUGCAGUGCAAAGAGAUACCCUUGUCUAUUUUCGAUCAAUGCAGCAUCCAGUAAAACACUGACUGGAAGAUGUGAACCUCUUCAGUUACUGAUUGGGUCCUCCUAAUUAUUAAGUAAUUCCAAGACAACCUUAAACUAAAUUUCUUCCCUACAACUCCACUUGCUUCCAGUAGGUAAAGUAAAUGUAAAGACAGAGGAGGACAGAAGAGCACACCAGGUGGAUGAUUUAGUAUUAAAAGGCAAAUUCUGUUAAUGAAGGCAAAUAACAAGGCAGUCUGUAGCAGAUCUUCAUUACUUCAGGAGCUGAUCAAUAUACAUGUGAAUGGUUUGAAUUGAUUUGUUCUAUACUGAUAGUCUUUGAAUGCAACAUGAAGUUGGCAUUGCUGUUUUGACCUCUUCUUUUCGACUAUAUAUUGCCACGUGGGGGAUGCUGGGAAUUUCCUGUGGAGCAUCUCCCACUCCACUGCUGGUGUUUGCACUGAAUUUUCGCCAAAGUUAUAGGAGAGACUCAGAAUUCCUGCAGGAGUUUCAGCAAAGCUAAACAUUAUGUAGAUCCGUGUUGUAAAUAAUUCAGUCCCAUCCAUUAGAUUUUGGGACAGGUAAGGAGAGAGUGUUGCAACAGAGUGUAAGGCAGACAGAAAGAAAAGCAAAUCAUGUUUUAGCAUGGAAUAAUUGAGACUUUGGUGUGAAGGCAUUGCACUUUUUCAUGUGUCAUCCAGGCUGUGGUCCAAGAAAGAGAGAAACACUUGCAGGACCAGCAAGGUUGCAAAUCUGGUGCUCGAGGGCUUCAGAACCUAGUAGAAAAAUACUUCAACAAACUGCUGCAGAAAAGCUCCUCCAAUGUGAGCAACCAAUUAUUUAUCAAGUCAUUAUUCUAAUCUAUUUUCUGGGAAGUGGGAAACUACUUUUUGAAUUUUCCUAAGAUGUUGGAAUCGGUUUAUUUUUAUCAAGGACAUAAACAAGUGCAAUAAGUUAUGUAAAUCUAUAAAUUGAUUAAAGAAUUUAUACAAAACA
Molecule: messenger RNA, 7806 nt
Organism: Rhincodon typus (whale shark)
Lineage: Eukaryota; Metazoa; Chordata; Chondrichthyes; Orectolobiformes; Rhincodontidae
Gene: usp40
Product: ubiquitin specific peptidase 40
Exons: 32
Coding region: 439-4233 (1264 amino acids)
Biological process (GO): protein deubiquitination
Cellular component (GO): nucleus; cytosol
Molecular function (GO): cysteine-type endopeptidase activity; cysteine-type deubiquitinase activity
Source: RefSeq, a predicted model, not a curated record